Molecule: messenger RNA, 564 nt
Organism: Meira miltonrushii
Lineage: Eukaryota; Fungi; Basidiomycota; Exobasidiomycetes; Exobasidiales; Brachybasidiaceae
Exons: 2
Coding region: 16-462 (148 amino acids)
Source: RefSeq, a predicted model, not a curated record
CUUUUAUUCUCCAGGAUGAAGUUCUUCUACAUUUUGAACAUUAUUUUCAUGGCUUUCCUGGCUUCUGUCAGUGCAAGCUCUCACGUAAUCGAUGUGAUCAACAAUUGUGGUACACCAACAAGCGUUCAAUUGCCUGGCCACGGUAUUUUUGGCGCAGGUCGACGUACGAUCGAUGGUGAUGUUCGCGGUGGAAUCGCUCAACCGUGCAGCGAUAUCAAUGGCGUCGGUUGUAUCUCGGUGGAAUUCAGUUUGGUUGAUGGAGUUUCAUCUGCUGAUAUCACUUUGAUUCCUCCUCAUCGUUAUGAUCAUAAAGCCUCCUUCUCCCUCAACAAUGGUCAAACUGGCGCAACAUGUGACAAUCCAAACUGUGGCUCGUGCAAUGCAUUCUACAAGUAUGAUGACUAUUGUGCUCAACGUCAAGUCAAUGGUCCAAACUCAAGCAUCCGCAUUCAAUUCUGUUGAGCGAGUCUGUCUCAUUCUCAGAGAUAUUCUGAAAGUUAGGCCGUGCAAAUCAUUUCUGUGACGAAACCUGUAUUAAUCUCUACAGCCCGCAUAAUUGCAAGG